This is a messenger RNA of Desarmillaria tabescens, 342 nucleotides long. RefSeq lists its product as uncharacterized. Bases 1 to 342 code for a protein of 113 amino acids. The transcript is spliced from 3 exons. NCBI's taxonomy places the organism in Eukaryota, Fungi, Basidiomycota, Agaricomycetes, Agaricales, Physalacriaceae. The record is from RefSeq and is a predicted model, not a curated record.
AUGUCGCCCUCGGAUACUCACAAUCCUCAUAGUGGAACCAAUCAAAGCAACCAGGAGAAGCUACCGACUAGCUCUCCUAUCAAACGCCAGACUAACGGCCAGUUCACGUCGGUUAAGCCCUCCCCAACGCAGCUUCGAAAAGACAGAUCGAACGAAAUGGACGGUCAUUGGACUGGGCCCAUGCCGGUCGAACUCUUUCUUCACGAACUCAUGGGCGCGUCUGGGGAUGAAUUCACGCAUCUGUCUCCCAGCCAUCUUCACGACAUAUUCGAGUCGAUCCAAUCACCGGCGAAAUAUAGCAAUGAGAAGGAGUACGCGAACGCAGUCACGAGCGCAAUUUAA